AUGGCGGGCCUUACAGAUGCCGCGUCAGCAGCAACCCCGGCAAAGGUCCAGCUCUGGGCCAGCGUAAGACUUGCCAAGUCCUGCGGAAACGAGUUUACGUAUGCCUCGCCGCUCAAUGCCUUCGGAGAGCAGCCGGGCGAAAUGGGCGAAUCUGGUGCCGCGGCCAUGGGAUGGGUCAGGAUAUAUGAAAACGAGGGCACAAGGCAGGUGUGCGAAGGCAGGAAGUGGAAGUGGAAGAGGAAGCGGAAGUGGAAGAGGAAGCGGAAGUGGAAGAGGAAGUGGAAGUGGAAGAGGAAGUGGAAGUGGAAGUGGAAGUGGAAGUGGAAGAGGAAGUGGAAGUGGAAGAGGAAGUGGAAGUGGAAGUGGAAGUGGAAGUGGAAGUGGAAGUGGAAGUGGAAGAGAAGCUCGAAGGGAAAGACGGGAUAA
Molecule: messenger RNA, 426 nt
Organism: Parathielavia appendiculata
Lineage: Eukaryota; Fungi; Ascomycota; Sordariomycetes; Sordariales; Chaetomiaceae
Exons: 4
Coding region: 1-426 (141 amino acids)
Source: RefSeq, a predicted model, not a curated record